AUGACCGCCGCUUCCAACCGGGACGCAGCCACGGGACUCGCCAGGAGAGCGGAAUGCGCAUGCAGCAGAGGGGACAGGAUACGGAUUUUCGCUCUAAUGAAGGCGGGAGUGCAGGCGCACCACUGGAGUCGGGUCCUCUUCUUAUAUAUGGGGCUACUGGCCGCCUCAGUAAAGGCUCAGAACUGCAGUUACACACUACACAGUCCCAAUGGGAUGAUAGAGAGCCCUGGUUACCCUUAUGGUUAUCCAAACUAUGCUAACUGCACAUGGGUGAUUGUGGCGUCAGAGCACAACCGGAUACAGCUGGUGUUCCAAGGCUUCGCCCUCGAAGAGGAUUUUGACAUCCUGUCUGUAUAUGAUGGACCGCCCAGCCCUGGAAACCUACGGACCAGGUUAACAGGGUUCCAGCUGCCUUCACCCAUUGUGAGUACAGGCUCCAGACUUACACUGUGGCUUCUGUCUGACUACGCUGUCAGUGGGCAGGGAUUCAAAGCUGUCUAUGAAGCUCUACCCAGCUACACUUGUGGUAACCCUGGACAGCUACUCAAUGGCCACCAGCAGGGGUCCACUUUCAACAUAGGUGACAAAAUCCGCUACAGCUGCAGCCCAGGCUAUGUGCUCGAGGGUCACACCACCCUGUCCUGUCUUGCAACUUCAGCUGGCACUGCUGCCUGGGAUUUCCCGCUGCCCUACUGCAGAGCUGAUGAUGGUUGCGGUGGGACACUGCGGGGUCAGAGUGGGGUCAUCACCACCCCAAAUUACCCUGCUGAGUACAACAAUAAUGCUGACUGCACGUGGACGGUGCUGGCUGAGCCAGGAGACACCAUUGCGCUGGUUUUCUCUGAUUUCCAACUGGAGGAUGACUACGACCUGCUGGAAGUCAGCGGCACUGAGGGCUCUUCACAGUGGUUUACAGGACCCAACCUCCCUUCACCCAUCAUUAGCAGCAAGAACUGGCUUCGGCUGCACUUUACUUCUGAUGGCAACCACAAGUUGAGAGGAUUCAGUGCCCAAUAUCAAGUAAAGAAGAUGACUGAGCUGAAGUCCCGAGGUGUGAAGAUGUUGCCUAGCAAGGACAACCAUCACAAGAUAUCAGUGUUGUCUCAAAUGGGUGUAGCACAGGGACUCAAUAUGUGUCCAGACCCAGGAAUCCCAGAUCGAGGGAAACGAAAAGGCUCUGAUUUCAGGCGAGGAGCCACAGUGCAUUUCUCCUGUGACGAAGGUUAUGAACUUCAAGGCUCAAAGAGCAUCAGCUGUCUAAAAGUGACAGACAGUUAUGUGGGCUGGAAUGAUGAUCGCCCCAUCUGCAGAGCACCAAUGUGUGGAGGUCAUUUAAAAGGCCCAACUGGUAUCAUUAUAUCCCCAAAUUAUCCAGUCCAGUAUGACAACAAUGCUAACUGUACGUGGAUCAUCACAGCUACAGACACUUCCAAGGUGAUCAAGCUGACAUUUGAGGAUUUUGACCUAGAGCGUGGCUAUGACACCUUGACAGUGGGAGAUGGCGAGGUGGUGGGGGACCAGAAGACGAUCUUUCACGUCCUGUCGGGAACAACAACUCCAGACCUUGUGGUUAGCACCAGUCACCAGAUGUGGCUCAAUUUCAAAACGGACGACACCAGCGGCUCACUGGGUUUCAAGGUGUCGUAUGAAGAAAUUGACCAAGGCAGCUGUGGCGAUCCAGGUAUUCCAGCCUAUGGCAAACGGGAGGGGACCAGUUUUCGUCAUGGGGACAGACUGCAUUUUGAGUGCUUGCCUGCCUUUGAACUGGUUGGUAAAAAGAACAUCACCUGUCAAAAGAACAAUCAGUGGUCCGCUAAGAAGCCAAGUUGUGUGUUCUCCUGUUUCUUCAACUUCACUACUCCAUCAGGAGUACUGCUGUCCCCAAAUUACCCACAAGAGUAUGGCAACAACAUGCACUGUGUGUGGCUGAUCAUCACUAAUCCUGAGAGCAGAAUCAAUCUGGCCUUCAACGAUCUCAGCAUGGAGAAACAGUUUGAUUUCCUCUCAAUCAAGGAUGGGGGAAAGGCAGAGUCUCCCAUCUUGGGUACCUUCUCUGGUGAUGUCCUGCCUCCACCUAUUACAACGAGUGCCCAUGUAGCACGGCUGGAGUUCCUGACUGAUCACACCUCCACAGACAGAGGCUUCAACAUCACAUUUACAACAUUUCGCCACAAUGAGUGUCCAGACCCAGGUGUACCAGUAAAUGGGAAACGUUUUGGUGAGAGCCUCCAGCUCGGUAGCUCCAUCUCAUUCCUGUGUGAAGAGGGCUUCGUAAAGACUCAUGGAUCUCAGACCAUCUCCUGCAUCCUCAAAGAUGGCAAUGUGGUUUGGGACAAUGCUGUUCCUCGCUGUGAAGCCCCAUGUGGAGGCGAUCUGAAAGCUCCCACUGGGAUCAUCCUCUCUCCUGGCUGGCCAGAACUCUAUAAGGAGGCUCUUAACUGUGAAUGGAUUAUUGAGGCUCCCCCAGGCUACCCCAUCAAGAUCAUCUUCGACAAGUUCCGCACAGAGGUCAACUAUGACGUCCUCGAGGUGCGUGACGGACGAUUUCCCUCAUCCCCUCUGAUUGGCAGUUACCAGGGCACCCAGGUCCCCCAGUUCCUCAUCAGUACCUCCAACUUCCUUUAUCUCCUCUUCUCAACUGACAAGAGCCACUCUGACAUUGGCUUCCGCAUACGCUAUGAAACGCUGCAGUUACAGUCGGACCACUGUGUUGAUCCUGGUAUACCUGUCAAUGGACUGCGUCAUGGCAAUGACUUCUACGUGGGUGCUCUGGUGACAUUUAGCUGUGAUGCAGGUUACACACUUAGCGACGAUGAGCCUUUAGAAUGUGAACCCAAUUUUCAGUGGAGUCGCCCCCUGCCAAGUUGCGAUGCUCUAUGUGGAGGUUACAUCCAAGGCAGCUUUGGCACCAUCCUGUCACCUGGAUUCCCUGACUUCUACCCGCACAAUUUGAACUGCACAUGGACAAUCGAGACCUCUCAUGGCAAAGGUGUCCAGUUCACCUUCCACACUUUCCACCUGGAGAGUCCUCAUGACCAUUUAUUGGUGACAGAGAACGGCAGCUUCUCUCAGCCACUGUGGAGGCUGACUGGGUCCACACUACCUCCGACACUCAGUGCAGGCUUGUUUGGAAAUUACGCAGCACAGAUUCGCUUUCUGUCUGACUUUUCUGUCUCCUACGAAGGAUUCAACAUCACUUUCUCUGAGUAUGAUUUGGAGCCAUGCGAAGAUCCUGGAAUCCCACCGUACAGUACUAGGAAAGGCCUGCAGUAUGGAGUCGGCGACUCCCUCAUCUUCUCCUGUUUCCCAGGUUACCGGCUUGAGGGUCCACAGAGGGUGGUGUGCUUAGGAGGCAGGAGGAGGGUAUGGAGCUCCCCUCUGCCAAGGUGUGUUGCCGAAUGCGGCUCCUCCGUGACUGGCAUGCAAGGCAUUCUGCUGUCACCCAACUACCCGGGUUACUACGGCAACAAUCACGAGUGCAUCUACUCCAUCCAGACUCAACCCGGCAAAGGCAUCCAGCUCCGGGCACGAGAUUUCAGGCUGGAGGAGGAUGAUAUGCUCAAAGUGUUUGACGGCAGCAGCAAUAAAGCUCGCUUGCUUGGGGUGUUUACGGGCAGCGAGUUGCUCGACACCACUCUGAAUUCCACGUCUAGCUCCAUGUGGCUAGAAUUCAUCAGCAAUGCAGAAAACACAAGUAAAGGCUUUGAGCUGCACUUCACCAGUUUUGAACUGGUGAAAUGUGAGGAUCCAGGUGUUCCCCAGUUUGGUUAUAAGCGUGAGGACAAGGGUCACUUUGCAGGGAGUACCGUGUCAUAUAGCUGUGAUCCAGGCUACACCUUGAAGGGACCCGAGGUGCUCACCUGCCUGAGGGGAGAAAGAAGGGCCUGGGACAGCCCCCUCCCUCUCUGUGUUGCGGAAUGCGGUGGAACCAUCAAGGAGGAGUCUUCUGGUCGUAUCUUGUCUCCAGGCUACCCAGCUCCCUAUGAGCAUAACCUACACUGCAUAUGGACCAUUGAGGCUGCUCCUGGAAGCACUAUUAGCCUUCAUUUCUUGGUCUUCCACACGGAGGAGGUUCACGAUGUGCUUCGGAUCUGGGAUGGGCCCCAGGAUGGAGGACUCCUGCUGAGGGAGCUAAGUGGCUCAGUGCUCCCACCAGAUGCCCACAGUACCUUCAACACCAUCAGCCUGCAGUUCACUACAGAUUUCUUCACCAGCAAGCAGGGCUUUGCUCUCCAGUUCUCAGUCUCCACUGCAACAUCCUGCAAUGACCCCGGAAUGCCAACAAAUGGCACCCGCAGUGGCGACAGCAGGGAGCCAGGCGAUCCGGUGGUGUUUCAAUGUGAUCCCGGUUAUGUCCUGCAGGGGGCGAACAAGAUUACUUGCACUGAAAUCAAUGGUCGCUUCUUCUGGCAGCCAGACCCUCCUACGUGUACAGCUCCGUGUGGAGGGAACCUGACCGGGCCCAGUGGGCUAAUUUUAUCUCCAGAUUAUCCUGAGCCAUACCCCCACGGAAGGGAGUGUGACUGGACCGUCACCGUCACACCAGACUAUGUCAUCGCUCUUAGCUUCAACCAGUUCAGCUUGGAGCCCAGUUAUGACUUCUUACAUAUCUAUGAUGGACCAGACUCACUCAGCCCAUUACUUGGAAGCUUUUAUGGCACAGACGCUCCAGAUCACAUUGAGAGCAGCUCCAACACGCUCUUCCUGGCUUUCCGCAGUGAUGCCUCCCUCAGCAGUAAUGGAUUUGUUCUGCAGUACACAGAGAACCCCAGAGAGUCUUGCUUCGAGCCAGGCCUGGUGCGCAAUGGGACACGGGAGGGCAUGGACCUCAAGCUGGGUUCCACUGUCACCUACCACUGCGACAGUGGCUACAUGCUUGAAGGAGACCCAACUCUCACUUGCAUCAUGGGAGGAGAUGGCAAGCCCAGCUGGAACAAACCUAAACCCAUCUGCAUUGCACCAUGUGGUGGACAGUACUCUGGUUUGGAGGGAGUGGUUUUGUCUCCUGGUUACCCUGGCAACUACAGCCGAGCACGGACCUGUCUGUACUCAGUAGUGGUGCCCAAGGAUUAUGUGGUUUUCAGCCAAUUCGCCUUCUUCCAGACAGCUCUAAAUGACAUCGUGGAGGUUUACGACGGGGCAACGCAGCACUCUCGCGUUCUCAGCUCUCUUUCGGGAGCGCACACAGGUGAAUCAUUGCCACUAGCAACCUCCAACCAAAUUCUGAUCCGCUUCACAUCCAAAGGUCAGUCCAGCUCGAGAGGAUUCCACCUUGUUUACCAGGCUGUGCCACGGACCAGUGCCACACAGUGCAGCUCCGUUCCUGAACCCCGCAAUGGUCGUCGUAUGGGGAACAACUUUGCUGUUGGUGCAGUGAUCCGGUUUGACUGCAGUCCAGGUUAUGUACUAGAGGGAUCUGGUGUCAUUGAAUGUUUGACAGUUCCCAAUGCCCUGGCACAAUGGAACACCUCCAUACCCAGCUGUAUAGUUCCUUGUGGAGGUAAUCUCACUCAGCGAACUGGGACAAUCUUAUCUCCUGGGUUUCCUGAGCCCUACCUCAAUAGCCUCAACUGUGUCUGGAAGAUGACUGUUCCCGAAGGAUCAGGAAUACAGAUCCAGGUAAUAAGCUUUGUCACAGAACAGAACUGGGACUCCCUUGAAGUGUUUGAUGGAGGAGACAAUACGGACACUAUGCUUGGCAGCUUCUCAGGCACCACCGUCCCUGCUCUCCUCAACAGCACUUCCAACCAACUCUACCUCCACUUUUUCUCUGAUAUUAGUGUGUCUGCUGCUGGUUUCAGGCUGGAGUACAAAACCGUGUCUUUGACCAGCUGUCCAGAGCCUGUGGUACCGAUGAAUGGCAUUAAAGUUGGGGAGCGUCUUCAGAUGAAUAAUGUGGUGUCGUUCCAGUGUGAACCUGGGUAUACUCUGCAGGGGAACUCUCAUAUCACCUGUAUGCCCGGAACAGUAAGACGAUGGAACUACCCGCCUUCCCUCUGUAUAGCUCAAUGUGGAGGAAUCCGGGAAGAACUGGAAGGCAUGAUUCUUAGUCCUGGAUUCCCUGGCAACUAUCCCAGCAAUAGUGACUGCACCUGGAGAAUCUACCUGCCCAUUGGUUAUGGGGCCCAUAUUCAGUUCCUCAACUUCUCUACUGAAGCCAACCAUGACUUUCUGGAGAUACGAAAUGGGCCACUAGAGACCAGUGCAGUGAUUGGACGAUUCAGCGGCCAUGACAUACCUUCGUCCCUACUCACCAGCUCCCAUGAGACAACCAUAUAUUUCCAUAGUGACCAUUCACAAAACAAACCAGGUUUCAGGUUUGAGUACCAAGCGUAUGAGUUGCAUGAAUGUCCUGAUCCAGAGCCUUUUCGUCAUGGAGUGGUUGUGGGUGCUGGCUAUAAUGUGGGCCAGUCCAUUUCCUUUGAGUGUCACCCUGGGUACCAGCUAAUGGGACAUUCUAUCCUCACUUGUGAGCAUGGCACCACUCGAAAUUGGGACUACCCGUUUCCACGCUGUGAAGUUCCUUGUGGAGGGAACAUCACGUCAGACAAUGGCACCAUAUUCUCCCCGGGUUAUCCAGGAGUGUACCCCAGUUCAGCUGACUGCUCUUGGCUGAUCACCGUGGCUCACGGCUUUGGGAUUAAACUCAACUUCACUUUGUUUCAGAUUCACGGACCACAUGAUUUCAUAACUGUCUGGGAUGGUCCACAGGAGACGGUGAGAAAACUAGGCGUGUUCACUGAUGGGGAGCCUAAUGAGCCACCGAGCAGUACAUCCAAUCAAGUGCUGAUACGUUUCCGCAGUAACACAGAGAAGGGUGGAUUGUUUCGUAUACGUUAUCAAGCUUACAGAUUGCAGUUUUGCCUGCCUCCCCCAAUCAUUCCAAAUGCAGAGAUCCUAAUGGCAAGCAAAGAGUUUAAAAUAGGUGAUAUAGUGCGCUACCAAUGCCUACCUGGCUACCAUUUAAGUGGAAAUAGCAUCCUGACCUGUCGGUUGGGGACACACCUGGAGUUUGAGGGUCCUCCUCCCUCAUGUGAUGUGACUUGCCCAAUGAAUGAAGAACUCACGGCCUCCACAGGUGUCAUAAUGAGUCAGUCACCAGGCAGCGGGUUCCCACAUUUUGAGUCCUGCUCGUGGGUGGUUAAAGUAGAACCCGGCUACAACAUCACUUUCACUAUUGAACACUUUCAGACGAGCAGACAGUUUGAUGAGCUGGAGAUAUUUGACGGCCCAUCCAGACAGAGCCCACUCCUGAUCACACUAAGUGGAAACUAUUCCAGCCCACUGAGCAUCACCAGCUCCAGCAACAGAGUCUACCUGCACUGGUCCUUUGAUCACACGACCAGCCACAAAGGCUUCCGCAUACGCUACUCAGCGGCUUAUUGCAGCCCUCCAAAGAACCCUGUAAAUGGCACUGUGCACAGUCUAACAGGCACUAAACUGGGCAGCACCUUACGUUUCAACUGUGACCAAGGUUACCGUCUGUUUGGUCAGAGCAGUGCAACCUGCACCCGGACAGCACAGGGACUCUACCAGUGGAACGCACCAGUACCACUGUGCCAAGUCAUGGCAUGUGGAAUGCCAGUACCUCCAGUCAAUGGCAGCAUUGUCGGACAGGACUUUUCUUUAGGAGCCAAAGUUACAUACCAGUGUAACUCCGGUUUUCGGCUUGCCAGACCUGUCACUACCUCAGUCAUCUGUCAGGAAUCAGGGAGGUGGAGCCCCAUUGAGGCCCCACCCAGAUGCAUUCCGGUGACCUGCCCUGAUAUUGGACACUCUGCUGUGGAUCAUGGAAGAUGGAGGCUUAUCUACGGAACUCAGAAUCAAUAUGAUGCUCUUAUGAUGCUCAUAUGUGACCCUGGGUAUUACUACAGGGGCCGUAGGGUCAUUCACUGCCAGGCCAAUGGUACUUGGAACUACCCAGAUCCUCAGCCAGUCUGUCAGAUUAUCUCUUGUGGGGACCUUGGAACUCCACCUAAUGGUAACAAAAUUGGAACACUGACGGUUUACGGAGCCACGGCCAUCUUCUCCUGCAACACAGGAUAUACAUUAGUGGGCUCACGUGUACGUGAGUGUAUGUCCAAUGGACUGUGGAGUGGCACACAGGUCCAAUGUCUAGCUGGCCAUUGUGGCAGCCCUGAGCCUAUAGUGAAUGGUCAGAUCAUUGGGGAGAACUACAACUAUCGAGGUAGUGUGGUGUAUCAGUGCAACCCCGGAUUUCGUCUUAUUGGGGUGUCUGUGCGAAUCUGUGAUCAAGAUCAUCACUGGUCAGGACAUACUCCUGUCUGUGUUCCUGUCACAUGUGGCCACCCUGGCAACCCUACUUUCGGCAUGACCCAGGGAACUCAGUUCAACUUAAAUGAUGUUGUACGCUUUGUUUGCAAUGCUGGGUAUGUUCUGCAGGGGGCAGUGAAAGCUACCUGUCAGUCAAAUGGGCAGUGGAGCACCGCCCUCCCCAGGUGUAAAAUUGUGAACUGUACAGAUCCAGGUCAUGUAGAGAACAGCAUUAGGCAAGUACUACCCAGUGGACCCCAUCGCUACAGCUUCCAGACAACCAUGUCAUACAGGUGUAACCCGGGCUACUACUUGCUGGGCACCAGCUCCAUUUCAUGCCAGGGAGAUGGUACCUGGGACCGCUCACUGCCCAAGUGCCUGUUGGUGCUUUGUGACCACCCCAGCUUGCCACCCUACGCCCAGAUCUCAGGUGAUCGUCGGACAGUUGGAUCAGUCAUUCGCUACAGCUGCAUUGGCCAGCGCGUCAUUAUUGGCAACACUACGCGCAUGUGCCAGCUGGAUGGCCAGUGGAGUGGCUCACUGCCACACUGUUCCGGUGACGCUGUAGGGCUUUGUGGAGAUCCAGGUAUCCCAGUUCAUGGUAUUCGUCUGGGGGAAGAGUUUACAGUGAACAGCAUUGUCCGUUUCAGUUGUGAGCCUGGCUACAUGCUGAGAGGUUCACCAGAGAGAACUUGCCUGAGCAAUGGGACAUGGCUGGGUGCCCAACCUGAGUGUCAUGUGAUUUCCUGUGGAAAUCCGGGAACACCACGGAAUGCCCAGAUCCUGAUACACGAUGGCCUCACAUUUUCCAGAUCCAUUACUUAUUCUUGCCGGGAGGGUUACUACUCCACUGGUUUGCUGACCCGCCACUGUACGGUGAAUGGGACCUGGACUGGCAACAUGCCUGAGUGCUCAGUAAUCAACUGCGGGGACCCUGGAGUCCCAGCCAAUGGUGUGAGGUUGGGGAGUGAUUUCAUCUACAACCACACAGUCAGUUUCCAGUGUUCGCCUGGUUUCACCAUGGAUGCUGACCGGGCUUCUACUCUCAUCUGCACCAAGGACCGCACCUGGAAUGGAACCAAGCCACACUGUAAAGCGAUUGUUUGUGGCCCGCCGCCCAGCAUCCCUAACGGACAAGUCGUUGGUUCAGACUUCACUUGGGGUUCCAGCAUCAGCUACUCAUGCAACCAAGGGUACCAGCUCUCACUGCCCACUGUGCUAACAUGUCAAGGCAGUGGCAACUGGAGUGGCGAGAAACCACAAUGCUUCCCUGUAUUCUGUGGAGACCCAGGUAUACCAGCCCAGGGCAGAAGAGAAGAUCGAGGUUUCACCUACCUCUCCUCCGUCUCCUUUUCUUGCUCUCCUCCCCUCGUCCUGGUGGGCUCUACCAGGAGAUAUUGCCAAUACGAUGGUAUCUGGAGUGGCACACAGCCCUCGUGCAUAGAUCCCACCCAUACCACCUGUGGAGACCCUGGCACUCCACUGUUCGGAAAUCAGAACAACAGUCAAGGCUAUCAGAUCAGCAGCACAGUGCUCUUCAGCUGCAGAAAGGGCUACUUACUUCAGGGCUCCAUUACUCGCACUUGUCUGCCAAAUCUCACUUGGAGUGGUUUUCAACCUGAGUGCAUUGCUCAUCACUGCAGCCAACCUGAGCUGCCAGCUCAGGCUGAUGUGAGAGCCAUUGAACUGCCAUCUCUUGGCUACACCCUGAUCUAUACAUGUCAAACUGGUUUUUACUUGGCUGGUGGAUCUGAACACAGGACCUGCAGGGCUGAUGGGAGCUGGACAGGGAAACCACCUCUGUGUGCAGCUGAUAAUCGUCCAAGUGGUAAGAGCCCAGUUGGGACAGUGCAGGAGCCACCCUCCAAACUACCAGUCCCUGGAGGCGUUUUUGCCAAGAACUCUCUCUGGAGGGGAUCCUAUGAGUAUCUGGGGAAAAAGCAGCCAGCUAUGCUCAGAAUCACUGCCUUUGAACCCUUUAGCAAUCGGGUUAAUGGUACACUCAUCGAUCACAGUGGGGUGGAACUCAAACUUGCUGGGAUGUAUAAGCGGGAAGAAGCCCAGCUACUGCUUCAGGUCCACCAGAUCAGAGGCCCUGUGGAGAUCUUUGUCAACAAGUUCAAAAUUGAUAACUGGGCCCUAGAUGGACACGUGUCCUAUAUCUCUUCUUCCAACUCCUUUGUGUACCAGGGAUUUGUCAGAGGAAAAGGAUUUGGUCAGUUUGGUCUCCAGAGACUGGACGGACUGGAUCCGAGCAGAGACAUCCCAGGAUACAACUUUUCCCCCAAUAGCAGUUCAGUGGCAGCAGCCAUCCUAGUGCCUUUUAUAGCUAUGAUCAUUGCAGGCUUUGCUCUGUACCUCUACAAACACCGGAGAAGACCCAAAGUCCCCUUCAAUGGUUAUGUGGGUCAUGAGAACACCAAUGGCAGAGCGACAUUUGAAAAUCCGAUGUACGACCGAAACAUUCAGCCCACUGACAUCAUGGCCAACGAAACAGAGUUCACAGUCAGUACAGUGUGCACAGCUGUAUAGCAACUGUUUACUCCAGAGUUAGGGGAGGAGACGUGCACCACAUCUUUGUCCGCCUGCCAGCAGAGGACUUCCAUAGCUCCUUGAGCAGAAGGACAGACAAAGACUAUUUUAUUUGCCGAAACGUCUCCAAGCAAUGGUUCCUAUCUGCAGGAAAGAAGACAGUAUCAACAACAACAACACAAAAACAAACACAGAAACAAAAAGAAAGAAGCAGAAGAAACCAUGUGGAGACAACGUGACUGUAACAAAUGCCAAAAAAGAGAGAAA
This is a messenger RNA of Thalassophryne amazonica, 11073 nucleotides long. It is a transcript of the gene csmd2, whose product is annotated as CUB and Sushi multiple domains 2. Lineage: Eukaryota; Metazoa; Chordata; Actinopteri; Batrachoidiformes; Batrachoididae. The record is from RefSeq and is a predicted model, not a curated record. The coding region runs from base 1 to 10806 and encodes 3601 amino acids. The transcript is spliced from 72 exons.